CUUAAUUGUCAAUUAAUUGUAGAGAAAAUUGUAAAUCUUUAUUAUCCAAUUGAUUUUCUGUAAAGUCCUUAGAUUUAUCCAAAAAGGGAAAUUGAAAUUGUUAGUGUCGUAUAAAAUGUUUAAUUAGGUAUCAGAUCACUCCGUCACAAAUUAUAUCCUGCACUACUUGUCAUAAAUUUCAAGUCAUCAGUUUUAUAUUUUUCAACAUUUUGAAGUUUUGUCAAUUGGUUUUAUUCAUAAUGAAAAUAAACUUGUGUGUAAAUAUCUACAUUUAAGUGCGUAUAUGUUAUUUAUAAGUUUGAAUACACAUUUGCUCCAAAACGAACUUUGGCAAUGAAUGAAGAGGACCAUUAUUGCCAUGGUGGUCCGCUUGGAAAUAGAAAUAUGAAAAGUUAUCCAGAUUACUGUAGAACUAUUACAAUUAGAGAUUCUAAUGGUUCUAUUAAAGAAUUGGUAUUUCCGAAGGCUUUAGACUUGGACCGCCCAAAGAGAGCUAGAACAACAUUUUCCCCAGAACAAUUAUAUCAUCUCGAAAGAGAGUUCCAACGAAAUCAAUAUAUGGUUGGUAAAGAACGAAGUCAGCUAGCAAGAGAACUUGGGCUAUCAGAAACACAGGUAAAAGUAUGGUUCCAAAAUAGACGAACGAAAUAUAAACGAGAUGUAUCACGAGAAGCGGAAGUUAAAGAUGCGCGCUCAGAGAGUAUGGCAGCAUGUAAUAUAAUGAAACUUUUACAACCUCCACUAAACCAAGUUCAGUUGACACUACCGCCUUAUAUGCUACCUUAUCCGACAUUUGCUCAUGGCCAUGCGGGCACGUAGAACAACUUAGUUAAUUGAGUAAAAACGAGUUUGUAAGACGGAGCAUAUUCAUUAUUGUUACAAAGGUAUUGGGAAAUUGGAAUACCAAUUCACAUUACUUGCUUAUCAUUUAUAAGCUCGUGCUGUUAGAGAUUCCAUGUACAAAAGACUUUGAAAAAAUUUUGCGGAUCUUUAUCUGUACUGAGCAUGAAAACCAUAUAUUGCAGAAUACUAUAUAUGGACUUGUGUUCUUGAGUAACUUGUGACGUCUACGCACUGCAGAAGAAAUUAUUUAAUUUAUUGGUUUCUAUCAUUCUGAUAUGAAUAAAUACAUGUAUAUAUAUAUUGUAAAUACCAAAUAUCUUAUACUGCAUAAAUAAUGUUUCUGUCAAUUCAUAGAGAGAAGCUAUCGUUCAUAUCAACAUAGUAUUCAAAGCAUGAUGCGAAGAAAACAGUACUGCAGAUACUAUUUUAUCUGUGAAGUUAGAUAUAUACAUGUUUAUUCAUUUUAAGCAAAUGUUAAUUUUACAGCAAUUGAUUAGUUUUUUAAGUCAUGAAAAGCCUAGGUGUAUGUCCUUGUCUCAUUUCUACAUAAAGAGGGGACAACUGCUUAGUAAAAUAACGUUUUGAAAUAUGAUUUAGAAUGGUUUAAAUUUAAAUUUAUAAUGAGUCUUCGGAAUGAUGUAUGAAUCGUUCAUUUGGAAAUUAUUUCCUUUAUCUGGUAUCGAUCGCUUAUGUUUCUUAUAUUAUAUUUUUGUUCUGGCAUAACUUGCGUCGGAAUUAAACAUCCAUCAAAAGCAUAGCAAAUGCUGUAUAACUCCAAUAAGCCAGAUUUGUUUUUUUCAUAAAAACUUGCAACAAUAAAUGUUUGGGACUUUAAUUUUUGUGAUUAAAGCGUAUACAAUUAACUCCUAUAACUUUGAAAAUCCAAGAUAGAUGGAAAUAUAUUUGAGUUAAGGGUUAAUUUGGCACAAACCCUAUGAGUAUUAUAAUUAUUUAUCAAAAAUAACAUUCUUCCCAAAAACCAAUAAAAUUCUAUUAGAAGUAAUUUUAUGUAUUGUUAGCAAGAAGCAAAAUAAUUCACACUCGUCUGGUAACAAUGUUAAUAAUAAGCUUGUGCUGUUAUAGAUCCCAAGUACACUUUAGUAGACUUUGAGGGAUCUCUAUCUAUAGCAUGAAAACUAUUAUCAGCAGAAUACUAUAUAUGGACUUGUGUUCUUGAGUUGAUUGUCUACGCACUACCAAGGAAUUGUAUAUUUAAAUAUACAAUUCCUUGGCACUACAGAGGAACACGAUUCGUACAACAUUCCAAAGACUCAUUUUAGAUUUAAACCUUUCUAAAUCAUAUUUCAAAAUGUUAUUUCACUAAGCAGUUUUCCCCUCUUUAAUGUUAUAAUGUUUGUCUAGAGAUGAAGUAAUCAAACUCUAUGAAAAGGGUCAGUUUGUCAAAAUUUUGAUAAAAAAGAAAAUGUGAAAUUUUACAUAUGUCAGCAAAAUUGGAAAGUUCUAUAUAAGUAUAACCGAAAAAGACCUAGACAAAUCUUUGCAUGAGGGAGUUGUACCCUUAGUAAAUGAGUGUCUUUAUAAUUUAAAAAAUAAGCAGACAUUUUAUGAUUGGUUUGUUUUAAAUUAUGUCAUUACCAAAGUUCUGAAUAUUGAGCCGAUGGCACCCUUGGGGUUGAUAGUCCACUAUAUAUAGUAGAGGUAUAAACCCCGUGCUCUAAGAAAAUGCAUAUAACACGUUAGAAGUAUUGAGAGUCCUAGCACUUUUCGGAAUUGAUUGUAUUGACCUUCACCUUAAACUCUCACAACCGAAUAUUUCAA
Messenger RNA from Mytilus trossulus (common blue mussel), 2622 nucleotides. Its product is annotated as ventral anterior homeobox 2-like. The record is from RefSeq and is a predicted model, not a curated record. The transcript has 3 exons. Gene Ontology annotation, molecular function: DNA-binding transcription factor activity, RNA polymerase II-specific; RNA polymerase II cis-regulatory region sequence-specific DNA binding. Bases 334 to 819 code for a protein of 161 amino acids. Gene Ontology annotation, biological process: brain development; neuron differentiation; regulation of transcription by RNA polymerase II. Gene Ontology annotation, cellular component: nucleus. Lineage: Eukaryota; Metazoa; Mollusca; Bivalvia; Mytilida; Mytilidae.